AUGGUGCAGACUUAUCAGAGUCCGGUUCGUGUAUACAAAUAUCCAUUUGAAAUUGUGAUGGCAGCAUAUGAGAAACGUUUUCCAACUUGUCCCCAAAUCCCGAUAUUUGUUGGCUCUGAAAUUACCUAUGAAUAUCAUUCGGAAGAUGGUGCGGAAGAAGUAAUUGAGCGCAAAUGUCAGCUAAAUAUCGAUGCGCCAUAUCUCGUCAAAAAAAUAGCUGGUGUUGAUUAUGUUUACUUUACACAGAAAAAUUCGCUUAAUCGUAGAAAACGGACGCUUAUCAUAGAAGCAACAAAUAUUUCUUUUGCGACCAGAAUCGAUGUCAAGGAAACUUGUUUUUAUUACGUUCAUCCUGAAAACAAUGAAUGGACUUGUUUUGAACAAAGUGGCUCACUGGAUGUUAAAUCAUUCUUUGGUUUUGAAUCUACGGUUGAGAAAUUGGCAGUGAAGCAGUAUGCAGCCAAUCUUGCGAAGGGAAAAGAAGUGCUGGAGUAUUUCAUUAAUGAACUGAUCAAAAGUGGUGUAACGUUUAUUCCUCCAUACAAUGAUACAACAGAAUCAGCGGCUGAUUCUGCGAUUGAUGUUUCGCGACCAGUUGAUGACGAGGAAAAAGAGAAGGAUAAAGCUGGCUUGGAAAUGGUAGGACAGCGUAGAUCAUCCUCUCAUAGCCAAAGGUUUUCUCUUACCGUGAAAUCAUCCAUUGGUUUACCUCGGAAGUCAAUUGCACCUCGAAAUUCCAUCGAUGAUUCUGAAGCAAGAUUGGAAGCGGAAUAUAUUCGCCGUUUUUUGGGACAGCUCAGUACUCUAGAAGAAAGUCGUCUUUGCGAAUUGAAAUAUGGAUUACAGGAUACUCUUAAGGGGAAACUCCCGAAUGAUGCUCAUCUGCUACGUUUUUUACGUGCUCGCGAUUUCGAUGUGGCUCGAGCGAGCGACAUGGUACAGAAAAGUGUUAAGUGGCGAAAACAACAUAAUGUGGACAAAAUUUUGCAAGAGUUCGAAGCACCACCUAUUUUAAAACAGUUUUUUCCUGGUUGUUGGCACCAUAACGAUAAAGAGGGCAGACCAGUAUUUGUUUUGCGUCUGGGUAAGCUCGAUAUGAAAGGUUUGUUGCGGACAUGUGGUAUGGAAACGAUUAUGAAAUUUACAUUAUCAGUAGUCGAACAAGGGCUUAUUAAAACGGCUAAAGCCACAAAAAUGCUUGGUGCUCCCAUAAGUACGUGGACGUUGCUUGUUGAUUUGGAAGGUCUAAGCAUGAGACAUCUUUGGCGUCCAGGAAUUCAAGCCCUAUUACGAAUAAUUGAAGUUGCAGAAGCACAUUAUCCGGAAACAAUGGGACUAGUUUUGAUAGCUCGAGCACCACGUGUCUUCCCAGUUUUGUGGACACUUAUUUCACCAUUUAUUGAUGAAAACACAAGAAAAAAGUUUAUGAUAAAUGCGGGUGAGCCGGUGAUUUCUGAACUUAGAAAAUAUAUCGAGGAACAAUAUAUUCCAGAAUUUUUGGGUGGAACGUGCUCGUGUUUUGCGCCAGAAGGUGGUCAUAUUCCCAAGAGCUUGUACAAACCGGUGGAAGAAACCGUAAUAGAAGACGAUGUAUUGAAAUCAACUUACCAGUCAGCGAACAUUUAUAAGGGAACACCACAUGAAGUGGUUGUCAGAGUGACUACUGAAGGAUGCGUUCUCACAUGGGACUUCGAUAUUUUAAAGGGUGAAUGUGAAUUCUUGAUUUAUUAUACGGAAAAACAAGUAGAGGCGAACAUCACACCGAAUUCACCCUCUGUUCUUACUUCUGUUGAAAGAGUGACGGCAGUUAUAGGAAAUACUGUUACGAAUUCUGCAUUGCUCUGUGAUCCGAAAUUAACUAUUGGAGUUAAUUUAAAGUUAGAAGAGAAGCCUGUGCAAUUCACAGAAGGCGAUUCAAUGCAAGGUUCGCAUUAUUGUCCCCAGGCAGGUUUUUAUAUCCUGCAGUGGCGUCAUCUCGAAUCAGUACAGAAUCAGUCCUUCGAUUUUUCUUUGUCUGGUCACAAGUGCAAAAUUAUGUAUUAUCACGAAUUGUUGGAUUCCUUGGAUUUUAGGGGUUCAGUGGCUUCAUUGGAGUCAUGCAGGUCAUCAUUUUCAUCACUCGCUGCUGCUGCACCAUCUGUUGCUACUCCCACAUCAGCUCGGAAGAAUUAA
Molecule: messenger RNA, 2172 nt
Organism: Brugia pahangi
Lineage: Eukaryota; Metazoa; Nematoda; Chromadorea; Rhabditida; Onchocercidae
Source: the annotation of a GenBank genome assembly